Messenger RNA from Arvicanthis niloticus (Nile rat), 3005 nucleotides. RefSeq names its product solute carrier family 35 member F6 (gene Slc35f6). The record is from RefSeq and is a predicted model, not a curated record. Gene Ontology annotation, cellular component: membrane; intracellular membrane-bounded organelle. Gene Ontology annotation, biological process: transmembrane transport. Gene Ontology annotation, molecular function: transmembrane transporter activity. Lineage: Eukaryota; Metazoa; Chordata; Mammalia; Rodentia; Muridae.
AGCUCUUGAGUAGGAGACGCCACAUCCCGGGUGACCCGGGUUGGGUCUGCUGGCUCAAGUAGUCUCCCGUGUCUACCACUAUGGCCUGGACCAAGUACCAGUUGUUCCUGGCCGGGCUCAUGUUGGUCACCGGCUCCAUCAACACGCUUUCGGCAAAGUGGGCCGACAACUUCGUAGCUGAGGGCUGUGGAGGAAGCCAGGAGCACAGCUUCAAGCAUCCCUUCGUCCAGGCAGUAGGCAUGUUCCUGGGCGAGUUCUCCUGCCUCGCUGCCUUCUACCUGCUCAAAUGCCGAGCCAGAAGACAAUCAGACUCCAGUGUAGAGCCCCAGCAGCCCUUCAGCGCCCUACUUUUCCUGCCCCCAGCCCUGUGUGACAUGACUGGAACCAGCAUCAUGUAUGUGGCCCUGAACAUGACCAGUGCUUCAAGCUUCCAGAUGCUGCGGGGUGCAGUGAUCAUCUUCACAGGCCUGUUUUCGGUGGCCUUCCUGAACCGGAGACUGGCACCGAGCCAGUGGCUGGGCAUCCUGAUCACUAUUGCAGGACUGGUGGUAGUUGGCCUGGCUGACCUCUUGAGCAAGCAUGACAAUCAACACAAACUCAGUGAAGUAAUCACAGGUGACUUGUUGAUCAUCAUGGCCCAGAUCAUCAUUGCCAUCCAGAUGGUGCUAGAGGAGAAGUUUGUCUACAAACACAACAUCCACCCCCUCCAGGCCGUGGGCAUCGAGGGCUUCUUCGGCUUCGUGAUCCUCUCUCUGCUGCUCGUGCCUAUGUAUUACAUCCCCGCUGCCUCCUUUAGUGGAAACCCUCAUGGGGUCCUGGAAGAUGCUCUGGAUGCCUUCUGCCAAGUGGGCCGACAGCCCCUGAUUGCCCUGGCUCUGCUGGGCAACAUCAGCAGCAUUGCCUUCUUCAACUUUUCGGGGAUCAGUGUCACCAAGGAAAUGAGCGCCACCACCCGCAUGGUGCUAGACACCCUCCGCACCAUGGUCAUCUGGGCCUUCACCCUCGCAUUGGGCUGGGAGAUCUUCCAUCCACUGCAGAUCCUCGGUUUCCUCAUCCUCCUCAUGGGCACUGCCCUCUACAAUGGGCUGCACCGACCACUGCUAGCCUGCCUGUCCAGGCGCUGGCGACUCCCUACCCAGGAGGGAGAGCAAGAGAGACUGCUGGGUGACAGCCGGACUCCCAUCAAUGAAGCCAGCUGAGCCCACAGUGGGAUCUCUGCUGCCACCAGAUGGCUGAGGCCAUGCAGACUGGUGGACUGUGAGUGUCCUGUCCCAAGGCCUCGCCCCAUCCAUCCCUACUGACCCCUCUGUGCAGCCGCUACCAGAGAGGAUGGGCGGACACCAGGUCCUGCUUUAUUCCUGAGGCCUGGAAUAUUGGGACCCAGCCCCCACAGGUCCAGAUAUGGCAACCACUGUCAGCCUCCCAGCUCUGCUGCACUAGAACAAAAUUGUGAGUUUGAAUGUCAAGAAGCUACAACCCUAGUAUUUCUGUUACACACUAACUUAUCAUGGUAAAUUAUCUAGCUUAUGAACCAUAAGCCACAAAGAAGUCAGUGAACAGGUUCAAAUCAGAACUAAGAGACUAUUCUGCAAAGUUGGAAGAUAUUCCUGAAGCCUGUCUAAAAUCCUAGUUUCUGGCUCAGCCAUGGCUGCAGGCUCAGUGCGUGUAUCAGGUCUGACUGCUGUGCAGCACAGGUGUACAUAAUGUGUCCUUGGUGCCUUGCAGCCCCAGCAUCCUGUGGGCCUCAUUGUCACUAGCCUGAGCACACUAGUACCCUUCCUCCUCGUGGUGGGCUCUUUGGUAUCUUUGUUUUGGUUUGGCUUGGGUUUUUUGCCAUUACAUGGCCCUGGUUGUCCUGAAACUCAUGAUACAGACCAAGCUAACCUCAGACUCCCAGCGAUUCACCUUCUACUUUGUCAGUGCUGGAAUUAAAGGUGCACUUCAUCAUGCCCAACGCUUCUGUGAUGUAUUCAUGUUCUGUUCAUACCCCAAGGCCUCUCAGCCUAGGAAAGAUUAAAGGAGAAUUUCAGGCAGCCCUAGGAAAUCACUUCACAAACCAUUUUGUUUUGUUUUGUUUUGUUUUGUUUUGUUUGAAACAAAAGUUAUAUUGUGUAGCACCAGCAUUCAACUUCCUUUGUCACCCAGAGUUAGCUUCAGAUUCAGCCUUCCUGCCUCAGCCUCCCAAGUGCUGACAUGACAGGAAUGUUGUGCACCAACAGACCUUCCAUUUGAAAGGAGACUGAAGCCUGGAGUUGUAACUUGUUUGGCAAGAGGGAUCUAUGUUUACUGCUAGCUUGGGCCAAAGACCUGAGAGACCCUUGAUCUAGACAGCUGCAUGACUCUGUAUUAGAGAGACCUAGAGCCAAUGUGGCCCCACUCCCAAUAAUCCAGACCCAUAGUGUCCACAGGAUGAUGGACUUACCAGGGGUCUUUCUUUGGCAUCCCCAGCAUUGGGUUAAAUGUUUCAUCCUCGUUCCCUCUCAUGAUAUCUGUAGAGGCAAGUGCAGAGGGAAAAGCCAUGGCACUCCCAGAAGGUGACAUGAUGCACACACAGAGCCAGUAUCCCAGCCAGCCAGGUGUGGCUCACUACUAUACGGUCUCUGUGGACCUUUGGGUGGAUUUCUAUGGCUGGGCUAAAGACCUAACACACUGUUACCCUGCAGAUGCUCUCAUCCUGAACAGAAGAAACAAGCCUAAUCACAGCAUUGUGUGGGAAUGACCUAUUGGCAGCUCAAUAGUAAAAUACAAACAGCUUUCUUUGUGAGGGGAAGGGGCCCUUGAUGAGCAAAGCCCUCGGUUCACAUUUGAUUCCAACAGAUUCUAAUGGUAUUUCAAGGAAGUAACUCUUCUGUUCCAUUAGCCCUGAGUUCCAGAGGCCCAAGCUUUUCUGGACUACAGUCUGUCACAGGGAGAAGUAAAUGGAAACCCUGUGCCCAUUUACUCAAGGUGAAAGAGACAGUAUGACAGCUGUCUUGUACAAAAAUAAAAACAGGCCCUACAAUGUU